Xenopus tropicalis (tropical clawed frog) is the source of this 3178-nucleotide messenger RNA. Its product is annotated as two pore calcium channel protein 1. Gene Ontology annotation, biological process: transmembrane transport; monoatomic ion transport; sodium ion transmembrane transport. Gene Ontology annotation, cellular component: membrane. The coding region runs from base 247 to 2586 and encodes 779 amino acids. The transcript is spliced from 19 exons. NCBI's taxonomy places the organism in Eukaryota, Metazoa, Chordata, Amphibia, Anura, Pipidae. The record is from RefSeq and is a predicted model, not a curated record. Gene Ontology annotation, molecular function: monoatomic ion channel activity.
AUCUGUUUCCUCUCCAUCACAUGACCCCUUCCAAACUCUAGUAUAGUGCAGGAGGGGAGCUGUGCUGUGAGCAGGGGAAGUGGCUGGAUGAUAUUCUGGACUUGAGACAAACUUAUGCAUACUACAAUAGGGGAUCCUGCCGUAGUCGUACAGGCAGCAGCAACAAAACCACUAUAACACUGGAGAGACUUGGAAGCUCCCCAUCCAGCUGCCGGAUCCCGUCCCAGGCUGAAGAGUUCAGUGUUUAUGGAAGAAAUGUCAGAAGCUGAAGUAGCAAGUAACGGGAAUUUCAGCAAUGGGGAGAACAGGAGAACUGAGGGGGAGAGUCACAUAGAUGUGAAUAUUGCUGAUGAGCAAAAUCUUCUGCUGGCAGCUGCAUUUGUUUAUGAUGCUCAGUACAACAGGAACAUCCACUUUGAAACAUCGCCGGAAGCAGUGAGGCUUUAUUACUUUUAUAACCAUUGGAUUAUGCAAGUGGCUACUUACUUCUUUAUUACUGUGGAUCUGUUACUGGCAGUGUUUGAGGAACCUGCAGUCUACCCAUUGCCAUUUCUGGCAACCUCAAUCGUGGAGGUGCUAUGUCUCCUGGCUUUUUUUGGCCGACUUGUACAUUUUAGUAAAGUUACCCCUCGCAGCAUAUUCUGGAAAGACACAAAGAAUAUAUGUGUAAUGGUCACAAUAGUGCUCAAUUUAAUUGAUUUGAUUAUAUAUGGGGCGCUGAUUAUUGCUGAGAUACAGAGUGUCCGAUGGUCAAGAGUGUUAAGGCCCAUUUAUUUGAUCAACUUUGCUGAAAGCCGUCAGAUCCGCCGGGCGUUCCGAAGUAUCCGAAACACACUGCCAGAGAUCAUGUACGUCUUCCUUCUCUUUAUGUUCAGUGUUCUUUUGUUUUCACUGAUGGCACUGCAACUUUUUGGGAACAGAAAACUUAAGACAGCUGAAGGGGAGCCAUAUUUUGCAAACUAUCUGGAUGUUGUAUUUAACCUGUAUGUACUAGUAACAACUGCUAAUAGUCCAGAUGUCAUGAUGCCAGCUUAUGACCAUAAUCCAUGGUAUUCCAUUUUCUUCAUAGCCUAUAUCAUACUCAACACUUACAUCUUCAUGUCAGUCUUCCUGGCUGUAGUGUACAACAACUACAGAAAGCACCUAAAGAAUGAAAUCCGUAAACUGGCCUACAUGAAGCGUCGCAAGAUGGUGGAUGCCUUUAAUGCUCUAAAGGUAAAAGAGGGCUCAGAGUUUGUCAUUAAAGAAGAUAAGUGGAAACAGUUGGUGAAGUUGGUGGCCCCAGAUAUCAGCAACUCACAUAGGGAACUUCUUUUGAGAGUAUCGGAUGAUGAACAGAAUGGGUAUGUGGGAAAGGAUGCUUUCAUACGUCUGGCUGACCUCCUCAACAUAAAAGUUAUUACUAUGAAAACACGGAUGCAUCCCUUGGAGUCCUGGAUGCCUCACGUGUACAAGUCUGCAUGGAGUCGCUUCAUUCGUCGAGUGGUUCAGCAUAAAGGGUUUGUCUAUGCUUACGAUGGGAUCAUUCUGGUGAAUGCAAUUUUCAUUGCCCUGGAUGAAAAUAACCCAUUGAUUUCCAAUGCAGAGUGGGUAUUUCUUGCAUUUUACCUGGUGGAAAUCCUUCUCAAACUCUACACAUAUGAUCCCAGGUCAUUUUUCGCCAAGAAUCAGUUCUGGAAUUGGUUUGACACACUCAUCAUUGUUGCAGCUCUGAUUGCUACAAUUAUAAAUACAUCCCUGAAAUCAGUGGGCCAGUACAGCAGCCAGCAGGUGCUCGAUAUUGUCUUCAUUUUAAGGGUUCUCCGACUCAUCAGGAUCAUUGACAGCAUUCAAAGGUUCCGGGUCAUUAUGAAUACAUUAAUAAAUAUAUUGCCAACAAUGCUGACAUUUUCCGGACUUCUAAUAGCGAUAUACUAUGUGUUUGCUAUUCUUGGAAUGGAAAUUUUCAAUGGAAAAAUCAGGUUCUUUCCAGAAAAUUCAACUGACCCCUAUGCACAGGAAUGUGGAACAUCAGCUCUAAAAGACUCUGCCUUUGCCAAGAGCAAGUACUGCAAAAAUAACUUUAAUGACUUGGGAUCUGCCUUCAUUGUGCUUGUGGAGCUGACGGUGGUUAACCAGUGGCAUGUUCUGGCUAAUGGGUUUUCUCUGGUGACCCAUGCAGCAGCAAGGCUUUACUUUAUCGCGUUCCAUGUUGUUAUCGUCAUUCUGAUCAUCAACAUUUUUGUGGCCUUUAUUUUGGAAGCUUUUUUUGUUGAAUAUUCUCUGGAAAAGAGCGAAGUUGAAACUGCAAUAGAGAAAAAAAUUCAGGAGCUGGGUAUGGCUGUUCAAGAAGAUGCGUCAUCUGGAAAUUUAGUGGAGAACAUGGAAAGCUGUGAAACUGAUGCUGGUACUUUUGGGGAGACAAAUCAGAAAGGACUGAUGUUUCGAAUUGCUUCAAAAAGGUACAGGACAGUGGAUGCAUUACUACAGCGAAUGUUUGAAUCAGAAAUACCACCAGAAGAUGAAGGUCCCCCAAUCGAAGAUAUCUUAAACUUUUCUCCUAAUGAUCUGUACAUUCACAACCCAACCUUUCACACGGCUGCCUAACAUUGGGGCUGAAUAUUGGACUAUAUGAACCUAUGUGUGUGCCAAGACAUCCACUUCCUCUACAAAUAAGCUCCACUAAUCAGUGAGUAGUGACAUACUUUCCAUGGAACUGUUUACUUUUUGGCACUCACCUGUAAAAGCUAAGGUAGUGCAAGAGGACAUGGAACUUCAGGCAAUGCUAAAAACAAUUCCAUUUUGCACUAUUUGCACUGUAUAUAGAAAUUUGAAGAAGAGGCUCCAUAUUUUUAAUAUCAGAAAUUGAAGCAUUUAAUUAAUCAACAUUUAUUCCAUAGAUAGUCUAUUCAGUUUUAUAUCCCUUAGUAUCUUCCCAGAGAACCAAGACUUUUUCCACUUGACCCAUUAGCUUACUUGAAUUGCCUGUGCAAAAUGUGCGAUACAAGGAUGAAUUCAUUUAGUUAAGCUGCUGCGCUCAGCUAUUUGGGAACAUCUCACCUACAUUCCUGAAAACAUCUGACUUUUCUUUUUCAUUUACAGUUUUUAUAUCUAUACAAUUUAAUAUAACAAUUUAAAAAAUAUAUAUUAUAUGCAACAUGUGAUUAUUUAUAAAUAAAGAACAAACUUAAUAAAAUGA